AUGAAGCAAGAUUCUGUACAAAAAUUUGCUCGCAAUAGCGACUACCGCCACACUUUAAAUCGGCUUAAAGCGGAAUUCGAACGUCGGUACAAUGAUCAAAAGCCGGCAUCGAUUGCCACGCUGACGGAAUAUGACUUUAUUCGUACCCUUGGUUCGGGAGCGUUUGGUACUGUGAAACUUAUCAAACGAAAAACAAGCGGUCAAUACUUUGCCAUUAAGAUACUGUCCAAGGAGCGAAUCGUCUAUCAGAAACAACUGCAGCACACGACGAAUGAGAAGCAAAUUUUGCAAGCCAUUCGGUUUCCGUUUGUCGUGAAUCUCGAAAUGUGCUACAAGGAUAAUUCCUACAUCUAUCUCGUAAUGCCAUUUGUGAAUGGAGGUGAAAUGUUUACGCUGCUUCGCCGAUCACGCAGAUUUUCUGAAGCACAAUCCACUUUCUACGGCGCCCAAGUGGCACUGGCCUUGGAGUAUCUGCACUCCUGCAACCUCAUUUAUCGAGAUUUGAAACCAGAAAAUUUGCUCAUCGACUACCGUGGCUACGUGAAAAUGACUGAUUUUGGGUUUUGCAAGAUGAUCAAGGAUAGGACCUGGACGCUAUGUGGUACGCCGGAAUAUCUUGCACCGGAAAUUAUUCAAGCGAAAGGAUACGGGAAAAGUGUCGAUUGGUGGUCUUUUGGCGUUUUACUGUACGAGAUGGGAGCUGGAUAUUCACCAUUCUAUGUCAACAGUGCCGACCAGAUGGCUCUGUUUGAACGGAUCUGCAAAGCCAAGUACAAAUUCCCGAAGAAUUUCUCCUCGGAUCUGUGCGAUCUUGUACACCAUCUGCUGCAAACGGAUCUUUCUCGACGCUAUGGUAAUCUGCGUAACGGGUGCAAUGACAUCAAGCAACACGCAUGGUUCAAGUCGACUAAUUGGUACGCCCUGCUCAAUCGGGAACUAUCCGCACCGUACGUACCGAAACUCGAAGGACCGGGGGACGCUUCCCUGUUCGAUGUUUAUGAUGAGCAAAAUCUGAAGAUAGCCUCGAAGUGCCAGUAUGCGAAAGAAUUUGCUGAGUUUUAA
Anopheles marshallii is the source of this 1062-nucleotide messenger RNA. Its product is annotated as cAMP-dependent protein kinase catalytic subunit alpha-like. NCBI's taxonomy places the organism in Eukaryota, Metazoa, Arthropoda, Insecta, Diptera, Culicidae. Gene Ontology annotation, molecular function: cAMP-dependent protein kinase activity; ATP binding. The record is from RefSeq and is a predicted model, not a curated record. Gene Ontology annotation, biological process: peptidyl-serine phosphorylation. The transcript is spliced from 3 exons. Bases 1 to 1062 code for a protein of 353 amino acids. Gene Ontology annotation, cellular component: nucleus; cAMP-dependent protein kinase complex.